Messenger RNA from Closterium sp. NIES-65, 2890 nucleotides. NCBI's taxonomy places the organism in Eukaryota, Viridiplantae, Streptophyta, Zygnematophyceae, Desmidiales, Closteriaceae. The record is from the annotation of a GenBank genome assembly.
AUGGGGCCGGUCGGGGGGGUGGGGGGAAAUUACAGCCCCGGGCACGCGGGCGCGUAUGGGUACGCGGGGGAGGGCAGCAGCGGAGGCGGGGGAGGAGGCGGGCGGGGGAGCAUGGGCGGAAUGGCUGCUGGCCCGCGGGGGGACCUGCACUUGCGCAGGGCGUUUUCGGAAGAUAGGCGCGCGCUUAAUUCCGCGCCUAUGCCCGCUAGGGGCAGCUUUGCGCCGCCUGGUGGAGGUGUGGGCGCGCGGAGGGGGGAGGAUCCGCGGCAGCGAAUCCUUCCCUCCCGCGGGCUGGGGCAGUCGGGGGACAACAGCCCUAGCCGCUCCCCCGCGCGACCGCUCGGGGGGGCCGCCACGUCAGCGCCGCGUCAGCAUUAUAGAGACGAAGACGGGCGGGGGAGUCAGGGGAGGAGGAGAGAUGAUGAGUAUGAUGGGGACAGGAGGAGGAGGGGUGAUGAUGAUGAUGCAGGCAGGAGGAGGAGAGAUGAUGAGUAUGAUGCUGGUGGGAGGGGGAAGGAUGGUGGUGAUGAUGGGGGCAGAAGGAGGAGAGGUGAUGAGUAUGACGAUAGGAGGAGGGAUGAUGAUUAUGAUGGUAGGAGGAGGAGGGGGGAUGAUGACGAUGGGUACGACCCGAGGGGGGCUGGGCGGGAUAGGGAGAGAGAUGGGGGAAGAGUUGGGGAGAGGGAGAGGGAGAGGGAAGGGGAGAAGGAGUGGGACAGGGGGGAGGGCAGAUACGAAAAGGCGGAUGGGGAGGAGGAAUGGCGGUUGCGAGAUGAUUGGGAGAGAGGGAACGGGGGAAGAGGGGAUGGAGGUAGGGGAAAUGGAGGAAGUGGGGUUGUGAGAAGAGGGGAUGGGGGAAGAGGGGAUGGGGGAAGAGGGGAUGGGGGGAGAGAGGAUGAGGGAAGGGGUUUUGGGGGGAGAGGGGACGGGGUUAGGGGUUCGGGGGGAGGGAGUGGAAGGGAGAGGAGGGAGGAGUGGAGGGAGAAAGGGCGAGGAGGGGAAAGGGAGGAGGGCAGAGGAGAGGGGAGGGCUGGUGGGGGUGGGGAAGGGUACAAUAGCGAGGGGAGUGGAGAGAGGGAGAGUGACUAUGUUGAGAGAGGCAAUGUGGAGGGUGAUUAUAAAGAGCGGGAAUUGGGCCGUGAUAGGCAUGGGGGUGGUGGAUAUGAUGAUGGGUAUGGGGAGGAGGAGCAUAAGUAUGUAGAGGAUGGAGUGAGGGAGAUGGGGAGAGGUGGAGAGGAGAUGGGUAUGGAGGGAGUGAGGGAGGAGGAGCAGGAGGACGAAGCAGAAGAGGAGGAUGAAGGGCAGGGCGCAUACGAGGUUGACCCACCGGGGAGGGGAGGUUAUGGUUACGGACGUGGCGAAGAUUCUGGUUACCACAAUGACGUCACUGCUGAGCUGGCACAAGAUCCUCAUGCGCAUCCUGAUGACGUGGCAGCCGGCCACCAGGGGCAUUAUAACGAAGAGAAUUAUGGUGAUGGUGGUGCUUAUGGUGGUGGUGGUUAUCCUGGGGAGCAUGGGGGUGUUGAUGGGGCAUAUGAUGGGGAUGUUUAUGGUGGUAAUUGUGCCGGUUCUGGAGGAGGAGGGGCUAUGCCAGGUAGAUCCUCUUCAUCUGCCACUGGGCGCACUCCGAUUGGCCACACCCGAUCUAACUCCCAGAGCCUACCAAUGACAAGAGGACACGUGUCACCUGGGGGAAGAGGCGGGGAUGCGGCAGGGGCGGCAAUGGUGGUGACGCCGCCGCCCGGCACGUCGCCAGCUGGGCGGUCCAGGUGGCGCAAUAUCAUUGGCCGGCCGCUGGAGAGCCUUGCCGCCCGGUUUGAGCUGACAGGGGAGGUGCUGGGGAAGGGGUAUUUCGGAGACGUGGUGGUGUGUGUGGAGAGGGACAGUGGGGAGCAUUUCGCGUGUAAAGUCAUCAACAAGGCGAAUGUGAAGGUGAGCACUGGAGGAUUGGCUGCGGUGCAGUGGGACCCUUCCUCACCCUCCCCCUCCCCUGAUGCAGAGGACGUGCAGAACGAGGUGGCAGCUGGAGGCGCUGAGAGAGCCACUUUCCCUGGCUGGUCUGGUUUGUUGUACCAUCAUCAUGUAUUGCCCCUUGCCCGCUUUUCCCCUUCCCCCUCCUCCCCUCUAACUCCUCCCUGCCAGACCCCUGAGGAUGCAGAGGACGUGCAGAGCGAGAUGCUGGCUCUGGAGGCGCUGAUAGAGCCACUUUCCCUGGCUGGUCUGACUCCAGAGGACGCAGAGGACGUGCAGAACGAGGUGGCAGCGCUGGAGGCACUGAGAGGGCACCGGCACAUCGUUCAGCUCAUAGAGACGAUGGAGGAGCCAGAGACGGUCUAUCUGGUGAUGGAGCUGUGUCAGGGGGGCACACUGCAGCAAGCAGUCAGGGAGCAAGGGCCGUUCAACGAGCCGCAGGCAGCAGCGGUGGUGGCGGCAGCAGCAGAGGCGCUGCUGCAGUGCCACUCCAACGGAAUCAUUCACCGCGACGUGAAGCCCGAUAAUAUCCUGCUCGGGGAGCGUUUGGACGUUUCUGGGGGAGGCUUACCUGGGGACGUGAAGAUCUGUGAUUUUGGCAUCUCCACCUUCUUCCAGCCAGGAACAACAUGCAGUGAGAUAGUGGGAACGGCCUCUUUCCUCUCCCCUGAAAUGCUCGCUCAAACCUACUCUUCUCCGACUGACAUUUGGAGUCUCGGAGUCUUGCUGCACCUGCUGCUCUCGGGAUUCCUCCCCUUCCGCGCUCCCACCAAAGAGGCCGUUUUUGAAGCGAUUCUGGACGGCAGAGUAGAUUUCCGGGCAGCGCCGUGGCCGAUCGUGUCGCUAUCUGCCAAGGACUUGGUGUCGAGGAUGCUGACCGUUGAUCCGGAUGAGAGAAUAACAGCAGAGGAGAUUCUCA